Stegastes partitus (bicolor damselfish) is the source of this 3563-nucleotide messenger RNA. Its product is annotated as protein phosphatase 1D-like. Bases 74 to 1798 code for a protein of 574 amino acids. Lineage: Eukaryota; Metazoa; Chordata; Actinopteri; Pomacentridae. Gene Ontology annotation, molecular function: protein serine/threonine phosphatase activity; cation binding. Gene Ontology annotation, biological process: protein dephosphorylation. The transcript has 6 exons. The record is from RefSeq and is a predicted model, not a curated record.
GCUUGCGAGCUAUAGUUAGCAACUACAUGCACUCUUUUAUUGCUUAGGUAGUUGCUAUUACGCGUUCGCGGCCAUGGACGACGCAAUAAUAUUCCGUAUGAGCGCGUUUUCCGAGCAAGGAGGCAGAAAAUACAUGGAGGAUGUUGUCGAGAUAAGAAUCGAGUACGAGCCGACGCCGUCGCCAGUCGAAGAUUAUCCAAAGUCGCAGAGACAUGGAGGGCAGGGAAAGGAGGAGAGCGAGCCCACCGAACAGACUGAAAACGAGACGCACGGCCACAAGGUAGCUGCCGAGUCGGGUCCAGCCUCUGCCGUGUGGGUAGAGAGUUUAUCAGAGGAGGACAACGGCGGCAACAUCAGCGCACCGGGACCCGACGGAAAAGACGCAGAGCGUGUUGUCGACACCCGGCGGUCCGUGGCGUUUUUCGCCGUGUUCGACGGCCACGGGGGUCGAGAAGCGGCGCAUUUCGCGAGAGAGAACCUGUGGGGUUUGUUGAAAAGGCAGCGGGGCUUUUGGUCGAAGGAUCACAGUGAAGUGUGCGCUGCUCUUCGGAAGGGAUUCAUCGCCUGUCAUCACGCAAUGUGGAAAGAGCUGCCGGAGUGGCCAAAGACCAUCACGGGCCUGCCGAGUACAUCGGGCACCACAGCCAGCGUUAUCGUGAUCCGCGGAGUCCACAUGUACGUUGCCCAUGUAGGGGAUUCGGCAGUAGUGGUGGGAGUGAAAGAAAAUGACUCUGAUAUCAUGCUCCAGGCGCUUGAAGUAACACAGGACCAUAAACCAGAACUUCCUAAAGAAAAAGAAAGGAUUGAACGACUGGGUGGCAGUGUAAUGAAGAAAUCUGGGGUGAACCGUGUCGUGUGGAAGAGGCCCAGGCUGACCCAUAACGGUCCUGUGAGGAGGAGUACAGUCAUCGACCAGAUCCCGUUCCUGGCUGUCGCCCGAUCCCUCGGUGACCUCUGGAGCUAUGACUUCUACAGCGGGGAGUUUGUGGUUUCUCCAGAGCCCGACACCACCGUGAUGACCCUCGAUCCCAAACGGCAUCGCUACAUUAUCCUCGGCAGCGACGGACUGUGGAACAUGAUGCCGCCCAAGAAUGCUGUUAAUAUGUGUUAUAGCCAUGACAAAAUGGUGGGACCAAAAGGAAUGUCUUGCGCCCGCCGGCUGGGAUGCACAGCUUUACUGUUUUGGAAGGAACGCAUGCUACGUGCUGACAACACAACAGUCAUUGUGUUGGCCCUGCAGGAGCGUGGGGGCCCGCCUAUCCCUAUGCAUCGAGAUGAGAUAGUUGUUGACAUGGCGACAGGAAUUGACCAUGUUCCAUACCCAGGAACUACUUAUAACACGUGUGAGGUCCCAAAGGUCAGUAGUGAUGCAGAGAAUGCUCCGUCACCGUUCAAAGAAAGACCCACAGCUCUGGAGCAGGCAUUUGGGCUGUAUGAAGCAGCUUUCUGUGCCACCACGCAGCUCUUACCUGACGUAGACUCUGUAAGGGCCACACUGCCCCCUGCAGAAGGUUCAGUGAAUGUUUUCGAAACGCAAGACCCAACAACCCAAAUGGACUGUACGACUUCUCCUCCGUUAAAAAGGUCUCGCCGUUGUUCAAGCGCCUCCCCAGAACUCAAAGGUCCUGCUCGUCGGCUCGGCCGGCCCCCAAACAAAAGUCUGUCCCAGAAGACACCUCACAGCAAAAUACCAAGUGAACAAUCCCGGCAAACUCGUGCUCAAAACAGAGAAAGGAGCUCCUCCGAGGAGCGCGGCAUCCUAGCACAGCACCACAACGCUGCCUUGUGUGUGUGCUGAAGCUCGUCAAGUGUGUUUUUUUGUCCUGACACUAAAAUAAUAAUCAGCAUCGUGUCAGCUUAGAUCGAGUACGGGGUGUCCCGCCGGCCUGUUCCUAGAUGUAUACUUUUUAUACAAAGUCUUUGUUUUUGUAAAUAUGUAAGAAGUGGAGGUUUUAAAUGUGUUGCUGUUCUGCCUUUUUGUUCUUCUUCUUCUUCUUCUUGCUCCUCUUCCUACCCCACUCUUUAAAUUUUAGUGUUCGCACAAUUCUGAAAUUUUUGAAUUGUUCAAAGUACCCUAUUUUCAUACUUUUUAAGUAUGUACAGUAUAUCCAAAAUAUGUAUUUUGAAGAAGAUAGAUCACCACAAUCUGACCUAACGGGAGUUCACCACAAUUGUGACCCAUGAGAGCUUCCAUUUUAGAUUUUUAUUAAAUGAAUUAACUAUUUCAGAUUGUUUUACCUGACCGAUGGUAUGACAUGAUGGCCUUUGCUUGACCUCAAAUGGAUUGUUUGGAAUUAAAUCUCAGAUUAAAUGUGCUUACGAGGCUGUUGUCUGGGAUGUGUUGAUGGUUGUUUUGCUGUGCGUGCGGUGGAGUAUCAACUUCUGAGGGUGUACUCUUCAGUUGUCUAGAAGCCCCUAGUGGUGGUAAUACUAUAGGAGGCAAGCAAUGGUCUGAGGUAAAUAUGCGGGUAUUGAUUUUGAAUCUGUAUUGUUUGUUUUAUGUCUUUGGUUUAUUGAGUAUCAUGAUCCCAAAUGUUCCUCAGCUAAUUGAUUCUUAUGCACGGUUUGUAUGGAAGUGUUACAGGGUCACUUCGCCCACAUCAGGAAGACUCGUAGGUGUGUGUGAUUUGAGUGAACUGACCCUUUAAUGGUAUUUGAUUUUAGCUGCUCCAUUCUGAGCCCCUUCAUUUAAUUAUUACUCAUCAUCUGGCCAAUUAAAUGAUAACCUUAUGGUAUUUUAAAACUGUUUGAGCAGGAAUGGAGGUCGUCGGCUUUAUUGGGUGUCUGCUAGGCACAAACGUCAACAUGUCUUCCUCUUUCUUCUUAUAAACUGUUAUCUUUUGUGUAUGGUUUGCAUCCAUAACUUGUGUUUUUAAUCCGCACAGACAACACUUUAACGGUACGUAUGUUGACUACAGCAAGUGCCAGAUUCAUGGUGAAGUGAUCCAAGUUCUAACUUGUGUUAACAUGGCAGCUCAGUUACCGUUUUAGCUGAUUUCUUGCCUUCUUUUUACAUAAAAUGUCAUGGUUGCCUUAGCACAAUUGAGUCACAGGUGCUUUUCAUGCGUUUUCGUAUUUGGGACCCAAAAACCCGGUGAGAAUCUCCAGGACGUGUCGGCGAAAGUACGCCUGUCGCUCGGCCUCAACUGUUAAUCAUGCACCUUCAGUUCUACUUUGGUGUCAUUUUUACCAUUUUGCACUGCAGCACACUAAAACCUGCUCCGUGUGGUUAAUGUUUCCCAAUAAGUUCGAGCAGUUUGUUCAUUUUUUUUGUACAGUACGUCAAUAUGCAAUAGAAGUUUGUACAGUACAUUAUUAUGCAAAGUAAUUGGGUUUUUCAGGAGUCUGGCAUGCUCAGAUCUACUCUGUAUGUUGUGAAGUGUCCAGAGGUAAUGGAUGUUAAUGGGCAUGUGGUGUUUUGACAAUUACAAUACUUUGAUCUGACUUUGUAUCCAAUGCUGUCAGUUUGCAGGACUGACUGUGGACGUUACAUACUUUAAAAAGUGACUGGAUAUACAAUAUCUGUGUGUUGUAAUAAAGUUCUCAUUUUUCAAAUGGUGUCA